This is a messenger RNA of Closterium sp. Yama58-4, 3732 nucleotides long. The record is from the annotation of a GenBank genome assembly. Lineage: Eukaryota; Viridiplantae; Streptophyta; Zygnematophyceae; Desmidiales; Closteriaceae.
AUGAGGAAGGCGCGCGCGGGUGUGGCGGUGGACGUGGUCCCGUCUCUCGCUGCCCUUGCCGCGCCCGACGGUCCCCAGCCUGAACGACCGCCGCUAUUGCCCGUGGCUUCCCCCACCGCGCAUGUUCCGUUUCCUGACUCCGAUGCCGCACACGCCGCUCGCCCGGACCGUCACCGCGCGGGCAUGAACGGGAUUAUGAGCGAAGAAGGUGGGCGCAGGGGGAAAGGCGUAGGUGCGAUGGGUUUGCGGGUGUUGGAGGAGGUAGAAGGCGAUGCGGACGACGGUGACGUGCGCGCAGUAGCUGUCGACUCCCCUCCGCCUCUUUCUGACAGCUCGCCGGGCAGCGGGCGAUCAAUGCGGCAUUUGGGGUCGAGCAGGAGUAUGAUUAUAUCGAGAGGGCCCAGCAUGACGGAAGAGGAGGAGGACGAUGACGGCGACGGCGACGGGUUGUUGAGUGUGCGGCGAGGCGGCGCAGCGCCGCCGGUCUCGCUGUGGGGCGACGACGACUCGCGUUUGGAUACUACCCGAUCCGCGGCCACGCCCGGCAGCGGCCGCAGCAGCCGCAGCAGCAGCGGCGGUGCGUCGGCUGCCGGGCGCGCGCCGAAGAAGCACACGGGGGUGGGGCCGGCGCUGCAGCAGCGGCCGCUUCCGCCGUCGAUGAGCAUGAACCGCGCGCGCAUGCGCCUGGCGGGCAUGAAGCUCGACCUGCGCGUGCUGCCUUCCGGGCCCGCGGGCGUGCUCCUCCCCGAGCAGUCCGCCGCGCACCAGCUCUCCGCGCAGGGCGAUACUUCCGCUGGGCCGGACGGGUUCUCGGUGACGGGGGAUGGGGGAAGGUUCGGCGGGGAGGGCGGGCCGGGGGAGGAGGAGGAGGAGGAGGAGAGCGGGGAGGCGAUGCAGUUGCGUGAUCGGAAGGAGAAGUUUGUAUUCUUUGAGAAGCAGUGUAGCCGCGUGCUGCCGCAUGUGUACGUGGGCAGCGACGCUGUGGCGCGCGACAGAGGCAUUCUGCGGUCGGCGGGCAUCACGCACGUGGUGAACUGCGUGGGCUUCGUGUGCCCUGAGUACUUCCCGCACGACAUCACCUACAAAACGCUCUGGCUGCAGGACAACACGUCAGAGGACAUCCAGUGCGUGCUGUACGACGUGUUUGACUUCGUCAACGAGGUCAAGCAGGUCAACGGCCGCUGCUUCGUGCACUGCUGCCAGGGCGUGUCGCGCUCCACGUCGCUCGUCAUCGCCUACCUCAUGUGGGCGCAGCAAGUGGAGUUUGAGGACGCGUUCCGCGUGGUGAAGGACAUCCGCGGCGUCGCGAGUCCCAACAUGGGCUUCGCGUGCCAGCUGCUGCAGUGGCAGAAGCGCGUGCUCUCGCCGCCCCCGCCAUCCUCCCCGCUGCCCCCUGCUGCUUCCCCACGCGCGCUCGGUGCUGCUGCUGCUGAUGGGGCUGGGGCCGGCGGUGGCGCAGAUAGCAGCGGGUGCAAUGGCGAGAGCGCGGGGCAAGGAGGGCAGGGGGGGCGGCAGAUGGAGAACGUGCGCGUGUACCGCAUGGCACCGCACUCGCCGUACGACCCGCUGCACCUGGUGCCCAAGAUGCUCACCGUCGUGUCUGUCUCCUCGCUCGACCCCAGAGGCGCCUUCAUCGUGCAGGUGGGCGCAGCGCUGUACGUGUGGCAGGGCGCGGAGUGCCGGCCGCCCAUGCAGCAGCAGGCGCAGCACGCAGCGGCGCAGAUAGUGCGGUACGAGCGCCUGCCAGCAGCGGCCUCUCUCAUCCACCAGGGGCAGGAGCCGCACGGCUUCAAGGCCGCGCUGAGCGCGCAGCGCCUGGUGCGCGGCGGCAGUGGCGAGUGGGGCGUGUGUCUGAGCGUGCUGGAGCGCGAGGGGCUCACGUACCUGGGGCAGGACGCGCACCAGCUGCCGGGCCAUGGCGCCUUGCACUCCGACCCCGCUGCCAUGCUGCCCGUGCUCGUGGCCGGGGGUAGAGGCGGUAGUGGGCGGGGUGUGGGCGAUGGUGGGAGUGAGAGUGGGAGUAGACGGGGCGAGUGGGUGGUGGAGGAGCGGGAGGAGUAUUCGUUUGACUUUGAGUGUUUCAACAAGGGUCUGGACGGAGGCACGCCGCAAGGAGCAGGGGCGAUGUCAGCGCCGGCCACCAAGGUGCUGCCGCAUCAGCACAGAGGCUGGCUGGAGUCGUCCCUGCCUCUCAACCCCGCCUACUCCCUCCCUUGGGAGUCUCCCGACGCCACCCCACGUGGCUCUCAACCCUCGCCCGCACUGCCAACCCCAGCAGCAGCAGCAGCAGCAGCAGCAGGAGGAGGCAGCGGCGUUGGGUCAGCGGUUGCAUCCACCAGCUCUGCGCUGGCGCGCCUCACCGUGCACGACGACGAGGUGGACGCAGGCAGCAUGGGCAGCAAGGCAGGGGAGGCGCGCGAGGCGAGGGGAGGUGAGGAGGGGAGUGCGCCUCGCAAGCCAGUGUUUGCGCCGCUGCCACUGCAUGCACACACGUCCAUGCCGUCCCCCUCGUCCUUCUCUCCGCGCUCCCUGGGUUUCUUCCCCCCCUCCGGCAGUGGUGCCUAUGGCGCUGCUCUGAGCAAGUUCUCCAAGCCCGCUGCUGCGCGCGACCCUCACCGACUCAAAGACCAGUCAGGCAGGCCCUCGGCAGCAGGCGAGGGUGACGCGGGUAAUGGCGCUGGCACUGCCAGUGGCAGUGGGAAUGGCGGUGGCAGUGGCAGUGGGUUGAGAAUGGGAGGGCUUCAAGUAACCGAGUCAGGCAGCAGUGGUGGAGGGGUGAGGCGAGGCCUCCCCCCACUGACGCCCCGCACCAAGGGGGGAAUGAAGGCGCAGCAGGAGAAAGGGUGGGGGGCAGAGGCGGAUAUAGGUGAUGAGGAUGAGGGGCUGAUGGCAGUGGAUGGAUUGCAGGCUAUCACAGAGGUGGUUGACCCAGGGUUGCAAGAGCAGCACAAGGGAGGGCAUGCGCAUGGGGACAGCGACGUGAGUGGUGGGGUAGGGCCGGUGUGGUUGCCAUCUCCCAGACAUGGCAAACCCAAGCUUAGAGCUGCAUGGGAGGAGGGCGAUGGGGACGCGGUAGAGGAGGAGGAGAGAGGAAGGAGAAGUGAGGUGGGUGGUAAGGAGGAGGAGGGGGUGGGAGCAGUGUUGGGAGCUCUGCCUCAGAGGAGAGGCCGGGUGGUUCGUGGCUCUCAGAGCACAGGCAGCGAGGCAGGUGCUGUGGACGCCCGUGGUAAGGCUGUUAAGCUCCCUCCUAGACCCGCUCUGCCGCCCUCCGCACCUUCCGCUGAUAGCAGCAGCAGCAGCAGCAGUGCCUUGAAUCCUGGUGCGGCUCUCCCUCCUGCCCCUCGUUCCAGCUCGCACUCAAAAGGGCGGGGCGAUGGUGGAGAGGGUUGGGGUGAGAGUGGGGAAGGGGAAGUGGACAAGGCUGAGAGCAGUGGGAUGGAUGCCUUUGGUGUGCCUCUCACUCCAAGACGACGACUGCCGCCCAGAUCAGCAUUUGGAAGAGGGUUCAAGGGAGACGAUGGGGACCAAGAGGGGGAUGGGGGGAUGCGGUCAAAGAGACAAGGGGUAUCGCGCAAGGAGAAGGAUUGGCCACCGAGCGGUGAUGACUAUGGGGCGGAGGGCGGUGUGGGAUCGGAGGAGAGGGAUGAGAUGGAGGUUGAGGAUGGCAUGGGUGCCGGUUUGGCUCUUCCCACUCCUCGACGCCUAGGUCCACAAAUUAAGAAGAUAUUUUAG